GGAACUGUGACUACAGGAGACUCUUCGGUUCUGUGAAGACCAGCUUCUUCAAAGUCAUCCCAGGACCGAGUGCACAGACCGGACUGCUCUCCGCUUGCAAGCUGCUGGUGUUGCUGGAGUCACCAUAACUUAUCUCACUCCAGGAACAGCGUUACGGAUACGACUGCGACACAGACAACUACAACAAAGACAUUCUCCGUCACUCCAGAAACUAACCAGCGCUACGGAUACAACUGCAACACAGACAACUACAACAAAGACAGUCUCCAUCAGUCUUCCCUGCAGGGUUGUUUCCCGGCCAUGGGGGACCCGCUGGCCUUCACGGAGCAGAACACAGAGCGCAUCCUGGCAGUGCAGGCUCUUUUCGGCACUUUGGGGAAGCCCUUGGCCAAGCCGGGCCGCGUGCUGGUCGGAGAGGGGCACCUGCUGAAGCUGUGUCAUCACAGCCCACAGCCAAAGGCCUUCUUCCUCUUCAACGACGUGCUGGUGUACGGCAGUGUGGUCAUCCUGGGCCGCUGGUACACCAAGCAGCAGGUGCUCCCGCUGGAGGCCGUGUCCCUGGAGGACACGGAGGACGGGCUGCUCAUGAAGAACCAGUGGAUCAUCCGCACGCCCCGCAAGUCCUUCUACGUGUCGGCGGCCUCGCCCGAGGAGAAGCAGGCCUGGAUGGAGCACAUCAGGGAGUGCCGCGCCGAGAGGCUGCGCCUCACGGGCGGCCCGGCGGAGACCCGCUUCGCCGCCGUCUGGGUGCCCGACCGCGCCUCGGCCAUCUGCAUGCGCUGCUGCACGCGCUUCAGCCUGGCGCAGCGCCGCCAUCACUGCAGGCACUGCGGAUUCGUGGUGUGCAGCGCCUGCUCCAGGACCCGCGCCCUCAUCCCCGACAUCUCACCCAAGCCUGUGCGCGUCUGCCGGCCGUGCCACGGGAGCCUGCAGGCCCCGGCGCCCCGCUCAGCCAAACCGGCACAGUGCCCGACCCAAACCAUCUUUUGUUUCCUAAGAUUAAUGAUUUAUUGCCUUGUGAAAAGAUAGAAAUGCAGGUGUCCAAUUUUUUCUUGCCCUUGUUUCUGUGAACUUAACGGUACAAUAGGUAAUUUCGGACUCCAAAUGGACAAGAGAGGAAUUGCAGCAGCAAACACCCCCAAACCACUACAUGCACUGUUUUGGAAGAGCCUGCCGUCGUGAGAAAAUGUUUGCUGAACAGGUGACUUUAUGAAAUGUUAACUUUAGUGUGCUGCACUACACUAUUUAUAUGUUUUGUUUUUUUGAGGUUUUCACUUUAGCUAGCCAACUAUGUUAUGAGCAAGCAACAUAUUUGGCUAUAGAACUAGCUAGCUAUAUAACUAAGAUAUGAUGGUGUACCACAAACGAUGCAACUACAACUUACAGUUUGAGACAAAUAAAGGUUUAGCUAAACACGCAUGAUUCAACAUGUAAAAGCAACGUGUAGAUGCCCAAAUUGCACUCCAGACAAGCGAUCACUGAAACUCUGUAUACUAUUGCUUAUUAUCCAAGAAGAAUACAUAUCUAGUAAUAAAACGCUACCAGUUCGUUACUGGUAGUAACAAGUAAAUUAGCUAUUAGUUAAUUUGCCAAAUUUACAAAUAUCCACCUCAGACACAACAUGUGUGCAACAAUGCUCGCAAGGCUCGCUUCUAUGUUCGUAUGUGGAUAUUUGUGCAUUUGUUGAGCUAACUGUGGCUAAUUUGCUUGUUGCUACCGAUAGCGAACUGGCAUUGUUUUAUAACUAGAUAUGUAGUCUUCGCUUGAAUAAUAAGCAAUAGUAUAGAGUCUCAGUGAUAGCCUGUCUGGAGUGCAAUUUUGGCAGCUACAUGCGAAGAAUCAGAAUAAGCCCCCACGUCAUUGGCUGUGGCAAUUUUUCAAACCAUUUUUCAACCAAUGAACCAAUGAAUUAUUGUACAGCUGUGCAAUGUUAGUGACGGCCUGUUAACUGUAUGUUUUGAAAUCAGAAUUUAAGGACUAUAAACACAAGCAGAGGGUGAGUCAACAUGUUAGUGAGCCUUUUUAAAUGAUAGGACAGGAUUUACAACGGUCUUGUACCAAUGUUUUAACACAAAAAUCUUACCUAUUGUCCCUUUAAAAAUAAAAUUGUAAAUGCUUAUAUAAAAUUGAUAGUACAUGUCAAAUUUCAGUUUCUACUAUUGUACAUAUUCAACACAAAAACUACAUUUAAAGUGAAAGAUAAUGUCAUAAUGUUUGGUAAAAAUCCUUUUUACACAUGUAAAUAGGUUUAAGCGCUGGU
Molecule: messenger RNA, 2260 nt
Organism: Conger conger (European conger)
Lineage: Eukaryota; Metazoa; Chordata; Actinopteri; Anguilliformes; Congridae
Product: pleckstrin homology domain-containing family F member 1-like
Exons: 1
Coding region: 301-1029 (242 amino acids)
Molecular function (GO): metal ion binding; phosphatidylinositol binding
Source: RefSeq, a predicted model, not a curated record